Messenger RNA from Neltuma alba, 1488 nucleotides. RefSeq lists its product as uncharacterized. The record is from RefSeq and is a predicted model, not a curated record. Gene Ontology annotation, molecular function: catalytic activity. The coding region runs from base 1 to 1488 and encodes 495 amino acids. Lineage: Eukaryota; Viridiplantae; Streptophyta; Magnoliopsida; Fabales; Fabaceae. The transcript has 2 exons.
AUGUACACGAUCGCUAGCAAUGGGUGUUCUGGUGGCUUGGUCAUGGCUUGGAGGAGUGAUCGUGUUCGAAUCUCUGUGCUGUCUAGCAACAAACACUUUAUUCAUGCUCGUUGUGAUUUUGAAGGAUUUCCCAGUUUUCUUUUGACUGCAGUUUAUGUGAUCCCCCACUCAAAUUUACGGCAGGCCCUCUGGAAUGAUUUGAAAGUUUUAUCUACUGAUAUCUCUGAACCAUGGGUUGUUUAUGGAGAUUUUAAUGAUAUCGCUGAUGCUUCUGAAAGGGUGGGUGGUCGUAUUGCAAGUCAAAACAGAAUCAAGUGGUUCAAUGAUCGGAUAAUUGAUUGCUGUUUGAACGAUUUGAAUUUUAAGGGUCCUAAGUUUACUUGGAAAGGACGAAAGAUGGCGGGCUGUGCAAGGAUGUUUGAACGUCUUGAUCGGGCCUUAGGGAAUGCUCAAUUCAUGGAUUCUUUCAAUAAUUAUUUGGUCAAGGUAUGCUCUCAGACUGCUUUCUCUGACCAUAAUCCAUUGUCUCUAUUUUUAGAUGCUGCUAGUAUGGCUUUCAGAGGUAUUAAACCUUUUAGGUUUGAAGCAAUGUGGAUUGAACAUGGAAAUUUCCUGGAGGAAGUUUUUGGCCUUGUGGAAAAGAAAAAGAGAAACAUCCUUAAUAGACUUAAAGGUAUUCAGCAAUCCCAAGCUUAUCCGUUUUCCAGCUUUCUAUCUAAACUCGAGCUAGAACUCCAAGCUGAAUUGGAAUUUAUUUUGAAAUUAGAGGAAGUCAAAUGGUUUCAAAAAGCCCGGUCAAAUUGGAUAACUAAACGAGAUAGGAACACCCGUUAUUAUCACCUUAAGACCCAUAGAAGAAGGAAGUGGAAUAGAAUUGUUUCUCUGAAAAAUGACCAGGGUGUUUGGAUACAUGACAAUGCUGAUCUCAAAUCUCUGGUUGUGAGUUAUUUUAAAAAGUUGUAUUCUGUGGAUGAUAUUGGCAAUUCAAAUGUGCAAACUGUUAUCAAUUUCCCCAGAGUAGAAAAGGAAUUGUUAGAUUCUAUGGGUUUUAUGCCGAAUGAUAAGGAAAUUAAAGAUGCAAUAUUUGAUAUGGGUCCUUAUAAAGCACCAGGAUUUGAUGGGUUUUCCCCUAUUUUCUUUCAAUAUAAUUGGGAAACAGUGGGUCCAUUUGUCUGUAAAUUUGUUAAAGGGGUUUUUCAAGGCAAUCUGAGACUUGAUGAUUCUAAUAAGACAUUGAUUUCUCUUAUACCGAAAAGGGAAAAUCCUGAAGUGAUCACUCAUUUUAGACAGAUCUCUCUGUGUUCAGUUCACUAUAAAUGCAUUACUAAAAUUAUUGCUAAUCGUCUUAAAGUUGUGAUGGAUGAUUUGGUGUCCCCUUAUCAAGCCAGCUUUAUUAAAAGAAGGCAUAUUCAAGAUAAUAUCAUUAUUGGGCAAGAACUUCUGCAUGUGAUGAGCAAGGCAAAAGGGAAGACUAGUUUGUGGCUUUAA